AUGCAUCUUAUGUACACUCUCGAUCAAGAUGGCAAGCGCAUCUAUACAUUGAAGAAAGUCUUGAGCGGCGAGGUCACGAAAUCCGCACACCCAGCUCGAUUUUCUCCAGAUGACAAGUACUCCAGACACCGAGUUACUUUGAAAAAGCGCUACGGCCUCCUUCUCACACAACAGCCAGACAAAGUUGCUGCGAAAAUGUGA
Messenger RNA from Talaromyces atroroseus, 201 nucleotides. Its product is annotated as H/ACA ribonucleoprotein complex subunit 3. The transcript is spliced from 4 exons. Gene Ontology annotation, molecular function: telomerase RNA binding; box H/ACA snoRNA binding. Lineage: Eukaryota; Fungi; Ascomycota; Eurotiomycetes; Eurotiales; Trichocomaceae. Gene Ontology annotation, cellular component: box H/ACA snoRNP complex; box H/ACA telomerase RNP complex. The record is from RefSeq and is a predicted model, not a curated record. Bases 1 to 201 code for a protein of 66 amino acids. Gene Ontology annotation, biological process: ribosome biogenesis; snRNA pseudouridine synthesis; rRNA pseudouridine synthesis.